UAAAAUUCUCUCUCUUCCUGACAAUUGGAGGUAAAAUGUACCUAAAGGGUAUUUUGGAAAAUAUUUAAAUAAAUACAAUGGAUCAUACAUACCACCGGGCUGGCGCGAAUGGGGUGGCCUGAUAAUGAACUCCAAAUACUAUAACUAUAGUGUGAACAUGAACGGGAAGAAGAUUAAGCACGGCUUCGAUUACAGGAAGGAUUAUUAUCCGGACUUGAUAGCAAAUGACAGCAUUGCCUUUUUACGCCAGAGCAAACAAAAUUUUGCUCGCAAGCCGUUGAUGCUUGUUGCCAGUUUUCCAGCACCACAUGGCCCUGAAGACUCUGCACCACAAUUCUCCGAACUUUUUUUCAACGUUACAACUCACCACACACCCGCCUACGAUUACGCACCAAAUCUCGACAAGCAAUGGAUCCUUCAAGUGACUCAAAAAAUGCAACCGAUUCAUCGCCAAUUUACUAAUCUCCUCAUGACAAAAAGAUUGCAAACUCUGCAGAGUGUGGAUGCAGCGGUAAACCGAAUUUAUCAAGAGCUGAGGGACCUCGGUGAACUUGAAAAUACUUACAUCAUUUAUACCUCAGAUCAUGGAUAUCACCUCGGACAAUUUGGCCUGAUCAAAGGAAAAAGUUUUCCAUUCGAAUUCGACGUUAGAGUACCAUGUCUUGUACGUGGACCUGGGGUCGAGCCUGGAUCUGUAAUCGAUGACAUAAUUUUAAACAUUGACUUGGCACCAACCUUCUUGGACAUAGCAGGGGUUGAAACACCACCACAAAUGGACGGCCGUUCAUUCAAGAAGCUGUUUCUAAAUAAUAAGUAUGGUCGAAGAAGCAAAUUCAAAUGGCCUGAUACAUUUCUGAUUGAAUCAUCGGGCCGUCGAGAAUCGCCGGAAUCAAUCGUUGAAAUGCGAGUGACGAUGAACCAAUAUGACCCAAUGACGGUAAAACAUCCACCGAAUACAUCUCCCAUCGAAGGGUCUGACAACAAUGAUAAUAAUUCUAAUGUUGAUAACAACGCCGAGUUCACGCAUUUGAGGUUUGAAAACGAGGCUGGAAGUGAUCAGGAUUUAUCUGAAGAAGACGAUUUUGAAGAUCUGAUCGGCGACGAUAACAGUCGAGAUCGUCAUCUAGAUAACGGGUUGAAUCCGCUAUUCCACCGAUCUCUUGGCUCGAAACAUGAACGUUUGGCAUUGGAGUGUUCAAAAUCAGAAGCCCAGGCUAAUUGCGUGUCGGGUCAAAAAUGGCGAUGCGAGCGAGAAGGAAACCGAUGGCGGCGACACAAGUGCCGAUAUUCUUCCCCGCUGCCGCUUAAGUUUCCACCGAUUCAAUCAAUCAGAGCGUCGAAAAAGUGUGCUUGUUUCACACCGAAUGGGGUUGUGUAUACGAGACUGGAGACGAAUGGUUACGAGGGUGACAAAUUCGAUCACGACCAUGACAAGGAAACAGGUGUUCAUGGCGAUGAGCAAGGAUAUGUAUCAAGGAGAGGUAAAAGAGGGUCACCAAGUGAAGAAUCGAACUAUCACAUGAUGAAGUCGGGAAAUAAGCUUAGAAUGUUGGGGGAUGAUGAAAACUUGGCAUCAAUGAAAAUGAGUGGUAGUUUGUUGGGAGAGGAAGAAAAUGACCAUGAAGAAAUAUGGCAUUGCAGCAGAAAAACAUUCGAUACAACGCUGGAGAAUUUCGUGUCAGGUAUAUUAGACAUCAAGGAUUUGAUAAGACGUCAUCGUCGGGUGUGUCGAAGUGUCACGAAGAAGGAUACAAUUGAGCACGUUACAAAAAUAAUGGAAAGUAUCGAAGAAGAAUUGCAUGAUUUAAAAAUAUCACAACAGGGGCGGAAAUUGCCGGAGCCUGAUAUGAAAACUCCAGCUGGAGUACCACGAUGUUUGCUGUUGCCGAAGGGUGGAGGAGUAAACUGUACGAAAUUAGUAUAUUAUGACCCAACCGAGUGGCGCAUCUCUAGGCGUGAGGUUGAACAACAAAUAAAAGAGAUGAGGAUACAAUUGGAGACGUUGAAAGAAAUUCGGCGUCAUUUGAUAGUAAAAAAACCUCAGCUGAUAAAUCAAAAUGGAGUAGUGGAAGAAAAGGAAGAGACAGAGGAGGUGGAGGGAAAAAAAACUAACAGACAUAGCAUUUAUCAACACAUAAAUAAAGAUGACAAAAUUAAAAACCAUGCUAUUAACUUAGACCAUCAAAAAAAUCAUACGAGCCGUCAUCACAACAAGCACGGGAAAAUUUCACCGUUUACGAUGAUGCCCUCUCUGAAAUACUCGAGCGUCGUACCAAACACUUCCACAACGAUGACACCUCCAAUAAGCUUCGAUUUUUUGACACCCGGCAAAUUUACGAUUUUUCCGGCAUCACACACAACGGAAACUUUACGACCAUUGAGAUCUCGGCAGAAUCUUCGUAGACAAAAGUCUAAGGAAAUAAAUCGAUUGGGCAUGGACGACGAAAAAUCGACGAAACAAAAUAAAAUUCAUAACAAUAAAAAAAAUGUGACUGUCCUGACGAACAGUGUGCAUGAUAAAGUCAUCGAUAUGAACGUUGUAAAUAAUAUAACGAGUUCUACUACACGAGCGCCAUCGUUACCACAACGGCAUCAUCGCUAUAAUGCAGGCAAAAUAACGACUCUUCCAAUCUCGCGGAACUAUAAUCUUCAAACUUUCACAAAAAUCACUACCUCUGCAGAGAAAGCCGUUACAGGAAUGAAUACAGAUCCUUUGUUAUCGGAAAUAACAAUAUUACCCUCUGUUAAUGUUACGAAUCUGGCACCCCGUAUUAACGUGCCUGCAGUUUCGACAACAUUUUCGGUACCAGUGAUGGCUACGAAUCGUGAAACCUCUUCAAUCCUAACUUCAACAACCCGAAAGCUCACCAGAGUCUCCAAAAAUCGAACUGGUACUCUUGGACCUGCCAGAAUUGACGUAACAAUUUUGGAACCUUCCGAUGGCAGAAACAAACAAGCAAAAACUACGACGAGCAGCAAUGGCAGAUUACCACCUAUGUUGAACAGUCCACUGGAGGCUCGUCACAAAUGUUAUUGUGAACCAGAUGCGGCUCAGGUAAAAAGAAAUGAGAAAGAAAUAGCAAAAGAAGAGAGACGAAAACUGAAGGAGGAAAGAUUACGCAAGAAAGAAAAAAAAAUAAAGAAAAAAGCCAAAUUCGAGGAUGAAUGCUUCAAACCUCGUAUGAAUUGUUUCGUCCAUGAUAACGAUCACUGGAAAACCGCACCCUUAUGGAGAGAAGGGCCUUUUUGCGCCUGCGUUGACUCAAACAAUAAUACAUAUUUUUGCCUUCGCACCAUUAAUUCAACACAUAAUUUCCUGUAUUGUGAGUUUGCAACCGGGACCGCAACAUAUUAUAAUCUGAGAAUCGAUCCUUUCGAACAAUGGAACAGAAUUUCGUCAUUGUCAGUUGCCGAAAAAUCAUAUUUGCACAACCAGUUGGAACACCUCAAGAGAUGCAAGGGUACAAGAGACUGCACGGUUGGCAUUGCGCGUGAUUCAAGUACUCAAAUUCAACAUCAACGAUACGUUACCAAGAAAAAAUAUACUUUUGAGGAUAUAUUCGUGCCAUCGGCAUUGCAAAUAAUACGAGAGAGUGAGCUUGGCAACCUGCCUAACAAGAGACGUAGAAAGAUGCCCAAGCGAAGUAGAAUCUGGCAAAGUAACGUUCGACAUCACGAGAAUACAUUGAACAACCGAAGACAUCGUAACCACUAUCAAUAAAAAUAAUUAAAUAAUUCGAAUCUAUCGACACCAUACAGAGAGAACAAAAUUACAAAUAUCACAAAAGUCAACAAAUUCGCCAAACAUGCAAUCGAAAUCAUAUUUCAUAAAAUUUCGUUUGUAUAUUACGUUUUUUUAAAUUCGUUGAUUUCCGUCGCCGUGCGAAUAUAGGAUAGAUGUGGUUCGAUUAUUGGUAAUUGAUUCAACGUUUACUAUAAUAGCAAGCUGGAUUUCCAUAGUUCUACAAUUUAACCCCUUCGUUGGCAUUCAUGCAAUUGAGCGUCAAAUUUUACGGAUCCGCUCAAAAUAGAGAAAUUAAAAAUGGCGGAUCCAAAAUAACGCAUUAAAAUACAAAAACUGAUUUGAAUUGGAUGAAACUUUGCAAUCGGGGAUUUUCGAGGUCGCUUGUAACAAAUCAGCACUCAAGUACGGAAAUUCAAGAAGAUGUUUCCAAAAAAUGUUGAUCCAAAAGAGCGAACAAAAAUAAAAAUAUUGUUUUAAAUUCGAUCAAAUUGGUACUCGGGAGUUCUUGUGAUCGGUGAUUACAGAUCUGAUUUCACAAAACUAAACAUCUAAAUGAAGUACGGGUUACGUGAAUUCAAAACCUUAAAUAGUUGAAACGAAAUUGCUCCGUCGCAUUUUGUUCUAUAUUGACCCUGAAUGUUUAGAUUCUAUGUGAGUUUAUAGUGAAAUUAUAUCCACAAAAAUUUUUUGCAAUUUAAAAGUAGAUUCAUAACCACCGAUUUCAAAGACCCUUGAGUACACAGUUUCAUUCGAUACUAACCAGAAUUUUCGCAUUCCAUUUUCCAUUUUGAAUGCUGAUUCGUAAUCAGCAACCUCGGAAACCCCGGAGUACUAGUUUCUGUGAAGAUCCAAAAACUUUUUUUCCUGACGUCAUACGUAUUUAGCGUGGAAAAUGUCUUGCCGAUUCACUUUCGAUUGUGAACGAUUGUUGAUCUAAAUUGUUGAAAUUUUUAUUUUAUGAUGGUAUAGAAGUAGAUUUAACUUCCGUUCUUGUCAUAUACAUUAAAUUUUGUUCAUCAUGCAACACUGGUUUCUAACCAAUUUCUUCGACAUUUCCACCGUUUCGACCUGACGAGUUUUUUUUUUUGUAAACGGACGACUUGCACGACGAUUCGAUUGGGGUUGCUCGUUUGCAUAUCAUAAUUUUCACCUUAUUUGCACAUUGUUAAGAGAAGUACAAAAAUGGUGAACCUCGUUGAAAUUAUUACCAAUAUUCUCAGGCAUGUUGGCGUGAUUUUACAAAAUAAUGGUUAACCCUGAUCGCAUGCACAUGACUCAGUGGAAGAAACCUACUUUUAAUCAACUCGAUAAUCAAUUAGUCGUUAUCUGCAUUGAUGUAUAUUGAAAUUAUUGUGACAUGGCAGCUCAAAAGUGACCCUUUCUCACAGUUUCGUUCUUUCUCUAAUAUGAUUGGAACGAACAAUCUUGGCAAAGUAUUAAGGAUUUUUGAGCUUGCUGUGAAAUAAGAAUAAUGCUCUAAAAACACAACGAAUAAAAAGUAAGAAAUUUUACUCAAAACAAGGUAAUUUGUGCAAAAACGAUGCGAUUGAACUGUUUUUAAAAAAGCUCAAGCUCUAAAUCGAAUUUUUUUUUUUUUAAUUGCCGUUACAUUUCUGCACUGCCAGUAUCAUUGAUUGAUUAACAAAAUAAUGUUCUUGGGAACAAAAUUAUAAAAUCAUUACAUCUAUUUAUCGGGACAAUAAAUAAAUGAAUUCAAUGUCAACACGUUUUAAUGUUUCCAAUCAUAUGAAAAAAAAGAAAUUCAAUCACUUAGUAAAGUGAUUAUAAUUUUUGUAAAUAGAAAGUAAUAAAUAAUUAGGUGGUAGUAAAAUUGUACUGAUUUGAUUAAUAAUGACAUAAUUGACAACAAAAGUAGUCUAAUGAUCAUAAUAUUGAAUAGCAUAAUACAAUUAAACAUAUCUGGUAAAGCAGUUGGAAACUCGUCGAAAAGAAAACGAAUGUAUGUGCAGUAUGUAGCUAUAUUUAGAGUCACGGCAGCGACUCAGAGACAAGUACAUUCGUGUUAUGACGAGUUGCUGCCAAAGACUUUUUCAUAUAUAUUAACAAAUUAAAUUGUGAUAUGCAUAAGUCUUGAGCUCUUCAUUUGGUAGUACUGUAACGCGGAAUAGUCUCCGAAGCCGCCCAUACAUACACCCGCGCCAUCAUACAGGAAACUCUGAGAACAUAAUAAACAAUAAUUAUAAAGAUUAUUAAUAACAACCAAAAUGCAUUAUUCAGUCCCCUGAACAAAUUGUCAAGAACGAGGUAUUCCAACAACAAUAAGAACAAUGAAAUUGUAUAAAUAGAAGAAAGUCGUGAAGACAGGGAUCUUCGACUCAUAAUAAAAUCGGAUCUUGGAUGACGAACGCCAUGGAAGCACCGUUCCUGUGGCCACUCUAAAGACAAACUUUCUGCAAGACACACUGCCAGUAUGCGGUGUGGCGGUUGCGAUGCAACAGCCAUUUUCUGUUCCCCCCCUGCAAAACAAAAGUUGCUUCAGUUGAACAUGUAGGGUUAUGUGAUAAAACCACACACUCAUCAGAGUUUUUUAAAAUUUUUAUUAUGUAAACAAAUGGUUUUUGAUUAUUUGAUUAGUUUUUAAGAUUUCUUUUCAUUUAUGAAGUAAAUGAUUUUUCCUAUUAAUCAAGUAUGUGAAAAGUAGUCCUGUAAAGAACUAAUUUGUAAAAACGAAAGUAAUCACUGAAACUCAGCAAUUCCACUGUCAUCCCAGACACAGAUUAUGUGCAAAAUUUCUCAAAUUGUAACGAAUACAGAAUAUGUAAAAUAUUUAAGCGCCAAAGUAUAUAGUAGUAUUACAAAAAAAAAUAAUUUUUAAUGUGUUACCCACGAAAUCCUCAUCAUAAAUAAUUAUUGAAUGGAAUUAUAUCUAAAAUGGAAUUUCAAAGAAUUUGACUUUCAAAACUAUUAUUUUAGUAGUAGUAUUAAGUAUUUUUUUCUUAUCACUGUAAAACAUUUCUGUAUGAAAAUUGAUAACACGUAUAGAAAGUUUUUACGCGGACACGGUGUAUGAAAUUUCAAAUACUAUUUUUGAAAUACAAAACUGGGUAUUGUGCCAGUAAAAGUGUAGCCCAUGAAAAUGAUUAUACUUGUAUAUAUGAAAUAUGCACAUGCAAUGGAAUUUUGACUUUCAUGUAUAUUAACAUUAAAAGCCAUUUGCUAAUAUUAA
Venturia canescens is the source of this 6932-nucleotide messenger RNA. Its product is annotated as extracellular sulfatase SULF-1 homolog. Lineage: Eukaryota; Metazoa; Arthropoda; Insecta; Hymenoptera; Ichneumonidae. The transcript is spliced from 12 exons. Gene Ontology annotation, molecular function: glycosaminoglycan binding; N-acetylglucosamine-6-sulfatase activity. The record is from RefSeq and is a predicted model, not a curated record. The coding region runs from base 125 to 3721 and encodes 1198 amino acids.